This is a messenger RNA of Fonsecaea nubica, 8025 nucleotides long. RefSeq lists its product as hypothetical. Lineage: Eukaryota; Fungi; Ascomycota; Eurotiomycetes; Chaetothyriales; Herpotrichiellaceae. Gene Ontology annotation, biological process: cellular response to amino acid starvation; regulation of translation. The record is from RefSeq and is a predicted model, not a curated record. Bases 1 to 8025 code for a protein of 2674 amino acids. Gene Ontology annotation, molecular function: protein kinase regulator activity. Gene Ontology annotation, cellular component: cytosol. The transcript has 2 exons.
AUGGGGGACAGUGCCGAACAAGGCUCCCCGGAGACUCGGGAUGCCUGGCUUGCCGCUCUCAGAAGCAGUUCGACAAAUCUCCGUAUCGAAACACUGCGCAAACUGCAGCAAAGUAUUCCAAUCGCAGGUAUGGCGGACAUGCAAAACCACGUUUCAUACGGUCAAUCUCAUCUCACCGGUGCUGCAGAUGAGACUGUCUCAAAAGAGCUGUUGACCUUUUUGCCCGCGCUUCUUGGGACGUAUCCUCGUUACCUUGAUCGAAAGUCUCGCAGAGCCGUGCAGUCGUGCCUCCGAACGUAUCUCACGACUCCCUCUUCCGCCGACGUUGCUUAUGCUGCCGUCACCAAAUUCCUAUUACAAGAGAGCCAAAAGGUGGUCAUAGCCCCCGGCAAUGCAUUUGUUCUGCUGGAGUGGUGUUGUUUGGUCCAACAAGAAAUCCGGCUCAAUGAGAAGUCAUUCGGACAAUGCUUUGGGAAAAUAUGCUCGGCCGCUGCCCGCCUUCUGGACAAAUGCGAAGACAAGUCUGUCCGAGGAGGAGUACAGGGGUCGGCCUUGAUAAUCGCAAGGAGAGGGUUGCGCGACGUCUUCAAGACAAAACAAGUCGGGGCCAGGGCACUGCAGCUCGCCCUACAAGACACUGCAGGUUCCUCAGACGCAAAUGCUAGCUACGCCGUUUAUGUGGGCGUGAUUGCCGGGGUCAGUGUCCGCAUAACUGAGAGGAGAGAAGAGCUUCAAGAGUCGAAAAAGCAGAUCCUUGAUUUCUAUGUCAAAUCUGUCAUAGGCUCAAAAUCUCCCGUGCCAUACCAACAGUGUAUGGGUCUCAAGGAUUUCUUCCUCGACUUUGUCACUCUCCAGGAUGUCGAUGGAGUGUUGAUCCCUGCCAUCGAGAAGGCCAUCCUGAGGUCCCCGGAGGCUAUCCUUCAAGGCCCUAUAGAGGCCCUGGCUUCUUGUCUACCAUCGGCACUCGACAUUUCAGGCUUUGUCCAAGGGAGGCUUGUGAAACCUCUUCUAUCAGCCUUGAACUCCACCAAUGCCAUCAUUCGCGAUGGUGCAGGUAAGGGUCUGUCAGCCCUUGUUGGCAGAGGAGGGUCUCCAGAUGCGCUGCAGAAGAUUGCUGCGGAACUGGGAUCCACGAUGAAAUCUUCAAAAGCUGGCAGCUUUGAGCUGCGUGGCCUUUUGGCCGAUGCUCUGUCGAUGAUUGCUCCCGAACUGGCGACGUCUUCUGUCAUCGCCGAGUCUGUCAUUCCUGUGGCGUCGAAGGAAGCCAACGAGGGGGCACUACGGAAAGAAGUUGCUGCAUUAGCAACACAUCUGCCACUUAUUGUCACCACCUCGUCGAUCAAUAAGACUCUUUCUGACACUUUUCUCAAGGGUUGCGUUGACAAGAGACUUCCUUUCCGCAAACUAUGGGUUUUGUGUCUUGCACACAUCGUCAGACGCAUCAAAGAAGUGCCUUCUGAACAAGGGUCACGCGAAUUUGUCAAGUCGGCUUUGAAAACGUUGAAGGAUGCGCACGACGAAGUUGCCCUCAAUCCUCUUCCAGCGACCCAGAAUGGCUAUGUUGCUGCUGGGUACGGCCUUCCCGGAGUACUUGGUGCACCAAUAUUGAGGACCGACGAGUACAAGUCCAAAGACUGCCAGUGGGCACUGUAUGCGUUGACUAACCUGACGCAACAUCUCGAGCAAGCUACAGAUGAAGGCAAAACUGCAUGGGCAAGGGCCGUCUUACACCUCCUGCUCACCCCUGAAGUCGACUCCAGUGUGCGCAAGGAGACAGGAGUUGCGUUAUCACAGGCUUACUCGAAGCAGCCGGCUUCUGUCGGCCACAGCAUAGUGCUUGGUAUCUGGGAUGUGCUUCGAUCGCGCGCGUUAGAGCUAAGUAAGACGGCCGAACAAUCUCUGAACGACAAUCGUUUGCUUCAGGCAGUGAAAUGCAUAAGCAUGCCGAGGGACAGGCUGGAGAACAUGGCCGAGGAUGCGGCAACUGAGGUGCUGAAGAAACAGGCCACAUCCACGGUGGUGUUACUACGUCCCGAACUGAUCAUCAACUCCGACUGGAUUGGAACCUGCCUGGCUACUGGGGUAGAUCCAGGUGAACUUGCAAAGGAACGACAGGAACCACUUUUCCGCGAGAUACUCUCACAUUUUGAGGCGGGCAAGAUGGCAUCAUUGGCCAUUUUCGAGAUCGCUGCCUGCAACUCAGCAGCUACAUUGGCCUUCGUGGCACCGGAUUCUUUCACGCCAGCCUUGAUUCGCCAAUUCCGUGAAGAUCUCGACCCUGAGCAAUUGGAAGCCGUGGGACCCACCGAAGCACUCAUUGCUAGAGCCCCUGAAGGCACUAUUGUCGUCGACGUCCUUGGCCAGCAGACAAAUGGAAUCCUUGACAACAAGAACCAGAAAGACUAUGACGUCCUCAAGUGGGAAGAAGAAAUCCGAGCCCAGUUGGCUAAAAAGAAGGGCGCUCCCCAGAAAAAGUUGACCGCAGACCAACAGGCCAAGGUCGACGCUCAACUUAGACACGAAAGUGCCACGCGUACGCGAGUGAGAUUAAUCUCGAGCAAGAUCAGAAGAGGUGCAAGAUUUAUUGAGAGUCUUGCUCACGGUCCGCCCACGGAUGCAGGACUUUGGAUGUCUCCAGCCAUUACUGCCUUGAUGGGAUCUCUUGAAGCGGGGGCGGCGCUCAUCGUUGAGGAUGAGAUCGUCUCAGCUUAUCUUGCCUGUUCCGACAAGAUCUCAGAUCGCCUUGGAACCAUGCGUCUUUUCGUCGGCGUUGCUGCUCUCAGGUCUGUGCGGAAUGCUAAUGUUCCAGAGCAUCUCUGUGUGGAACCUCUCGCAGAGCUCGGGACACGAGUCUUGUAUAGACUGAGAUUUGCUGCCGAGCAACGUCCGUUUGACACUGCCACCACCGCUUAUGCUCUCCCUCUGAUCUUCUCUGUCCUCGAGCAUGGAAAGAUAGGGGAUGUGACGGGCGAGGACGCCGACGCUCAAGUCCUCCUUGCCCUCGAAUUUCUUUCUUUCCAGAUGGGAUCCGGCGCCGAUGAACACCUUCCAAGAGCCGACAUUUUGCGCCAUUUGAUCAGUGCAAUGCGCAAAUACAACCAGCACCACCGGAUCAUCAGAGAUUGCCUGUUUGAUUUCUGCCGGUCAAUGUCAGAAAAUACCACUGCUGAGGAGCGAGAUAUCCUCCUCUCUGCAGUCACUCUCCCUGAAUCGGCUGUUCGAUCCGCCGUUCUGCAGGCAAUUCAUUCAGAGAUUGAUCUGUCCGAGAUUGACAACUCAGUUCAUGUAUGGAUUGCUUGUCAAGAUGAAGAAGACGAAAAUGCGGAGACUGCGUUGGCGAUUUGGGAAGAGUUCGAAUUCACCGUCACCAAAGAAUUGGUCGAUAGUAUUCCUUCGUUUUUAUUCUCAUCAGCACGAUCGACCAGAGCUGCCGCAGCGAGAGCUCUCGCACAGGCACUUGUUCAGAUUCCUUCAAAGGUCGAUUCAGUAUUGGCGUCGCUUGAAGAGUCGUAUCGCACCGAAGCUCAACCAUUGGUCCCGAAGCGAAACAAGUUCGGGAUUGUGCAAAAGGGAGACCUGGUUGAUCAGUGGGAGAAGCGGAGCGGCCUUGCCCUGGCCUUUAAAGAGCUUUCUUCCGUCCUGAACGAGUCUGCUUUGGUGCCUUUUAUGAACUUCUUGGUGUCCGACGGCGCCCUCUCGGAUCGUAACGCUACAGUUCGCGCAGAAAUGGUCGAAACAGGCACGGUCUUUGUAGCAAUGCGAGGAAAAGACUGCCUAGAACCUCUCAUGGGGCUAUUCGAAAGAGUGCUCCAAGGUCCUGAUAAAGGAACCGAAGAAUCAGAUUGGGUUAAUGAAGCCGUUAUCGUUCUUUACGGGUCUUUGGCAAGGCAUCUUCCUGACGGCGACAAGCGGACAGGGAAUGUCAUACAGAAGCUUCUUGACACUCUCAGCACACCAUCCGAGUCCGUACAAUAUGCUGUUGCCAACUGCUUGCCUCCUUUGGUCCGCCCUUCCUCGGUUGAUGCUGGACCUUACAUCACGGCUCUCUUGGACCAGCUUUUCCACUCAAAGAAAUAUGCCGUGCGCCGAGGAGCCGCCUACGGACUUGCAGGUGUUGUCAAGGGCAAAGGUGUAGCUGCAUUGCGGCAGCACAGGGUGAUGGUCGCAUUGAGAAGUGCGAGUGAGAAUAAAAAGAGCCCUGAAGAGCGACAGGGAGCAAUGAUGGCAUACGAAUUACUAUCCUUGCUGCUUGGCCGAACGUUUGAACCAUAUGUGAUCGAGGUUCUUCCCCAGCUGCUGACAUGCUUCGGCGACCCUGUUGCAUCAGUCCGCGAAGCCUGCUUGGACACGGCAAAGACGUGCUUCGCCAGUCUGAGCUCCUUCGGCGUGCGUCGCGUCCUUCCUGAAUUACUGGAAGGGUUGAAUGAGACCCAGUGGCGAAGCAAGAAAGGAGCCUGUGACCUUCUCGGUGCCAUGGCUUACCUUGAUCCGCAACAGCUCGCUACGAGUCUGCCAGAAAUCAUCCCUCCGUUGACUUCGGUCCUGACGGACAGCCAUAAAGAGGUUCGGGCUGCUGCCAAUAGCAGUCUCAAGCGAUUCGGCGAAGUUAUCACGAAUCCAGAGGUCAAGAGCCUCGUCGACAUUCUCCUCAAAGCACUGAGCGACCCAACCAAAUAUACAGAAGAAGCCUUGGACGGAUUGAUCAAGGUUCAUUUCAUCCACUAUCUCGACGCGCCGUCACUCGCCCUUGUUGUGAGGAUUCUAGAACGCGGGCUCAAUGAUCGAUCAGCAACCAAACGUAAAGCUGCCCAGAUCAUAGGGAGCCUGGCACAUCUCACCGAGAAACGCGACAUUGUCACUCACCUGCCGAUUCUGGUCACAGGCCUACGUCUUGCCGCUGUCGAUCCAGUACCUGCAACUCGAGCAACUGCUUCAAAAGCUCUGGGUAGCCUUGUGGAGAAAUUGGGCGAGGAUGCCUUCCCAGAUCUCAUACCAAGCUUGAUGUCGUCGCUUCGCACCGAUACUGGUGCCAGUGAUCGCCUUGGGUCGGCACAAGCUCUCAGCGAAGUCCUUGCCGGCUUGGGCACUGCUCGUCUUGAAGAGACUUUGCCAUCUAUCCUACAGAACGUCGCUAGCACACGCCCCACUGUACGAGAGGGAUUCAUGACUUUGUUCAUCUUCUUACCGGCAUGUUUCGGCAACAGCUUUGCGAAUUAUCUUGCUCAGAUCAUCCCGUCUAUCCUUAGUGGGUUGGCCGACGAUGUUGAAGCGAUUCGUGAAACUGCUCUUAGGGCGGGCAGGUUGCUUGUGAAGAACUUCGCAACCAAAGCCAUUGACCUCUUGUUGCCAGAGCUGCAGCGUGGGUUGGCCGACGACAGCUAUCGGAUCCGUCUCAGUUCAGUCGAACUGGUUGGAGAUCUCCUCUUCAAUCUUACCGGAAUCAGUGCUCAAACAGAAGCUGAAGAGGAAGGCGAAGCUGCUACACAGGCGGGACAAUCUUUGCUUGAAGUCUUGGGAGAAGAAAGACGCAACCGGGUGCUAUCGUCUCUCUACAUUUGCCGCUGCGACUCUUCUGCCCAGGUUCGAGCUGCUGCCAUUGCUGUGUGGAAAGCACUUGUUGCAACCCCGAGAACACUGCGUGAGCUUGUGCCUACGCUUUCCCAGAUGAUUAUUGCUCGCCUUGCCUCAUCCAACAUCGAGCACAAGUUUAUUGCCGCCAACGCUCUGGGAGAAGUGAUUCGAAAGGCUGGGGAAGGUAUCUUUGCUUCAUUGCUUCCCUCGCUUGAGGAAGGCCUUCAAACUGCCACCGAUCCAGACAGACGACAAGGCAUCUGUAUUGCUCUACGAGAGAUUGUCAACGCCGCUACGCCCGAGUCCUUGGAGGAGCACGAAAAGAAGUUGAUCUCCAUUGUCCGGUUGGCACUGACAGAUUCCGACCCUGAAGUGCGCGAGGCGGCCGCCGAAUCGUUCGACUCGCUCCAACAGAUGUUUGGCAAACGAGCGGUGGAUCAGGUGUUGCCGCAUCUCCUGAACCUGUUGCGAAGCGACACGGAGGCUGAACAUGCCCUGUCCGCCUUGCUCACGUUGCUGACCGAAGCCACGAGAGCCAAUGUCAUCCUGCCCAAUCUGAUCCCGACGCUCCUCACUAACCCCAUCUCGGCGUUUAAUGCUCGAGCUCUGGCGUCUUUGGCUAAAGUUGGAGGUGCAAGCAUGACUCGCAGGCUGCCCACAAUCCUGAACAGUCUCGCAGACAACCUAGUUAUGUGCAAGGAUGAGGAGCUCGUGGGAGAACUAAACGAGGCCUUCGACGCGACCUUGUCUUCUAUCGACGAAUUCGAUGGCCUCAACACCGCCAUGAGCGUCAUGUUGACGAUGAUCAAGCAUGACGAUCACAGAAGACGUGCACUCGCUGCAAAUCACCUGGCGACCUUCUUCGCCAAUCCUGUGGUCGACUAUUCGCGCUACAAUCAAGAUCUCAUCCGUGCCCUCCUGAUCUCGUUCGGCGAUAGAGACCAAGAAGUCGUCAAAGCCGCUUGGUCGGCGCUGAAUCAGCUGCAAUCUCAUUUGCGCAAGGAAGAGAUGGAGGCAUUGGUCACCUCCACUCGUCAAGUCCUCCAGCAGGCUGGCACCGCAGGAUCUGUUCUACCUGGUUUCGCGCUGCCCAAGGGUAUCCUUCCUGUCCUCCAAAUCUUCUUGCAAGGAUUGAUGAAUGGUACAACCGAGCAACGGGUCCAGGCUGCCAUGGGCAUAUCGGACAUCAUUGAACGGUCCAACCCUGACGGAUUGAAACCUUUUGUUACGCAAAUCACAGGUCCACUCAUCCGUGUUGUUGGGGAGAGAUCAAUGGAUGUCAAAUGCGCCAUUCUAUCGACUCUCAUCCUGCUUCUCGAGAAAAUCCCUACUUUCCUGCGUCCAUUCCUGCCUCAGUUGCAGAGAACAUUCACAAAAUCGAUUGCCGACCCAACCAGCGACGUUCUGCGGACACGAGCAACAAAGGCACUCAGUACGCUGAUCACGUUGACACCACGCGUCGACCCCUUGAUCGCCGAACUCGUCACUGGUGCAAAGACCCCGGACGCUGGAGUUCGCAAUGCCAUGUUAAAAGCACUACAGGAGGUCGUCAGCAAGGUCGGAUCGAACAUGUCGGAUGGGUCUCGUGAAUCCAUCCUGGGACUGAUGGACAGCCAACAUGACAUCCAGGACGAUAAUAUGAUGAUGACCAAUGCUCGUCUCCUGGGCGCCAUGAUCAAAGUCCUUCCGGCGGAGAAGGCAGCGACUCUGAUCAAGACUCGGGUUCUUGUGCAACCAUCGACGAAUGCAUCGAUCCUUGCGCUGAAUGCCGUUCUCCUGGAAAGUGCAGCGGCUUUGACUGGAAAUCCGGUUUAUGCAGAAGAUACAAGGAACGUCCUUGUCAACGGGCUCGCUGGGAAGAGUGGCACGUUUGUGCAGCAAAACGCCGUUCUCGCCGUGGGAAAAUAUCUCCUCUCAGUGCACGAAAUAUCAUCCGACGCCCAGAUCGAAGAAACGUGCAGACCCUUGUUGGAAGCACUCGCCUCGAUAAUCCCACCAGGAGGUGACAUCGACUCGCGCCGUCUUGCACUGGUGGUCAUCCGCACGGUCUUCCGGCACCACGGCAACAGCCUGCGCGAGGACCACAAACUGCUGGCGAUCCUGGUUCCCCCGGUGUUUGCGUCGGUCAGAGACAUGGUCAUUCCGGUCAAGUUGGCCGCCGAAGCCGCAUUCCUGGAACUCUUCAACGUGGCGGACGAGGAAGCCGCCAUCUUCGACCAGUACAUGGCCUCGGACGACGGCGGCAAGGCCCUGGGAGUGGGCCCCACCAGGGCCAUGGGAGAUUACUUCAAACGCGUGGCCCUCCGGCUGGGAAGCCAGGCGCGCGAGAGGAGGGAGGCCGAAGGCGGCGUCAAGGGCGGGCUAGGCCUAAGUUCGGAUGAAGAGGAAGACGAGCGCGAGGUUUGGAGCGUCGGACGCGUGGAUUUGGGCGAAGCGGGUUUUGGCGAGGAAUAA